AUGCCUCACUCCAAGGACGGAACGUUCAUCUAUGCCGACGCAGCAGGGGAUCCUUCGAAACCUUGUCUAGUCUUCGUUCAUGGCGCACACCUGAGCGCGAUUGUCUGGGAUGACUUGUUCGUACACCAUAAAUUGCUGGAUCUGUUCUAUCUUGUUCGAUAUGACGUUCGUGGGCACGGCCGAAGUGGCAAGCCUGAAGCGUCAGAGGGAUACACGACGGACCUGUAUGCCGAAGAUUUUCUUGCAGUUAUGAAACAAUUUAAUGUCGUGAAACCUCUCUUCAUUGGAUGGAGCCUCGGAUUCACGAUUGCAGCAGACAUUAUGGCCAAUCUUCCAAGCAACACACUCUUCGGACUCGUCUCCAUGGCUGGCCUGCCUUACAUGGAAAUGCUUCCCGACGUCGCCAGCAAGACCACUCUUCAGUAUGCUGGAGCGAUGACGAACAAGGAAAAUUUCCGAGGCGCUGUGGAGGCAUGCAUGUCCGUCGCCGACCUUCCAUUCGCCAAACCUGAAGAGGUUCCAUUCGACAUCAGGUGCGCAUGGCUCGGCACAAUACUUCUUCCCUCUGUUGCAGUUAGGGGAAACUAUUUUUCUCGGAAGCAAGACCCUACGAAACUGGUCGAAGCCGCAGGACAGGGUCUUCCCCUUUGCGUUAUCAGUGGCACGGCGGAUCAGGUUGUGUAUCCCAAGGUCGCUCUGGAAGAGCUGCAAAGUCGCUUCACAGACAUCACCCUCUACGAGAUUGAAGGCGCAGGGCAUGCCGUUUUCUAUGAUGCCGCCGAAGAGGUCGUCGACCACGUUGUCUCGUUUGCACGCAGAAUCGGAUUCACUGUGCACGUGACCGAUGUGUGGGCUUUCUCGCUCAUGGCGGGCCUCCAGGUUGCAUUUGACACGAUCUCGGAGCGGUGA
Molecule: messenger RNA, 909 nt
Organism: Stereum hirsutum FP-91666 SS1
Lineage: Eukaryota; Fungi; Basidiomycota; Agaricomycetes; Russulales; Stereaceae
Product: alpha/beta-hydrolase
Exons: 6
Coding region: 1-909 (302 amino acids)
Source: RefSeq, a predicted model, not a curated record